Molecule: messenger RNA, 951 nt
Organism: Sorex araneus (European shrew)
Lineage: Eukaryota; Metazoa; Chordata; Mammalia; Eulipotyphla; Soricidae
Product: olfactory receptor 12-like
Exons: 1
Coding region: 1-951 (316 amino acids)
Biological process (GO): G protein-coupled receptor signaling pathway
Cellular component (GO): membrane
Molecular function (GO): olfactory receptor activity; G protein-coupled receptor activity
Source: RefSeq, a predicted model, not a curated record
AUGCCAGCCCGCAGACACAGGAACCUCUCAGCGGCACCUCUGCAGGGCUUUGUGCUUGUGGGCUUCGAAGGGGGCCCGGAGACCCAGGCCCUGCUAUUUUCUAUCUUCCUGGCCCUGUACAUGGUGACCAUUCUGGGGAACCUCACCAUGAUCGUGGUCAUCACCCGGGAUGCCCGCCUGCACUCCCCCAUGUACUUCUUCCUCCGGAAUCUGUCCUUCCUGGACCUGUGCUACUCCACCGUCAUCGCUCCCAAUGCCCUGGCUGACUACUUCUCCUCCUCCAAAGCCAUCAGCUUUGCAGGCUGUGCCACCCAGUUCUUCUUCUUCUCCCUGCUGGGUAGCACAGAGGCCUUUAUCCUGGCCGUGAUGGCCUAUGACCGCUUCAUGGCCAUCUGCAGCCCCCUGCGCUACCCCAUCACCAUGCGUCCCUCAGCCUGUAUCUGCCUGGUGCUGGUCAGUUACUGCGGAGGCCUCUUCAACACCUCCAUGCAGACCAGCUUCACGUUCAGCCUCCCCUUCUGCGGCUCCAACCGCAUCAACCACUUCUUCUGUGAUGUGACUGCCUUGCUCCAGCUGGCCUGUGCCAACACGGCGCUCAAUGAAAUGAUCUUGUUUGGCAUCUGUGGGCUCAUCAUCGUGGGCACCAUGGCUGUGAUCCUCGUCUCCUACGGCUACAUCAUAGUGACCAUCCUCAGGAUGCGUGGGGGAUCCGGAAGACUGAAAGUCUUCUCCACCUGUGGCUCCCACCUGACUGUGGUUCUCCUCUUCUAUGGCACUACCUUUGUCAUGUAUGCCCAGCCAGGGGCCGUGGAGUCCCAGGAGCAAGGCAAGGUGAUCUCCGUGUUCUACACGCUGGUCAUCCCGAUGCUCAACCCCCUCAUCUACAGUCUGCGGAACAAGGACGUGAAGGAGGCCCUUCGGCGCCUGGGGCAGAAGCACAUCGGGCCCUGA